Spizellomyces punctatus DAOM BR117 is the source of this 4175-nucleotide messenger RNA. RefSeq lists its product as uncharacterized. Gene Ontology annotation, biological process: endoplasmic reticulum to Golgi vesicle-mediated transport; Golgi organization. The coding region runs from base 110 to 3682 and encodes 1190 amino acids. The record is from RefSeq and is a predicted model, not a curated record. NCBI's taxonomy places the organism in Eukaryota, Fungi, Chytridiomycota, Chytridiomycetes, Spizellomycetales, Spizellomycetaceae. Gene Ontology annotation, cellular component: Golgi apparatus. The transcript is spliced from 6 exons. Gene Ontology annotation, molecular function: small GTPase binding.
CUCUAUUGACGGGGCGACGAGACGACAUUUAAGGCAUCUGCAUGCCUCUGGCAUCCGCGCUUCUCACCCGCAAGCAUCUUAUCCCCAUCCUCCCGCACACAGCUCUGAAAUGUCAUGGUUUGAUACCAACAAGUUGGCAGGGAGUAUCGGCUCAUUUGCAUCCAAGGUCCAAUCGAUCGCAGAGACGGCCUUGAAUGACGAUCAUGCGUCGCAGGGACAUGGUGUGCGUGGAGGGGAGGGGUGGGAUGUUGGUGGAGAUUUUGGAGAUUCGAGGGCUGAGGCCCUGGAACGACGGAACCGGGAUUUGGAGGAGGAGCUGUCCCGAAUUCAAACCGACCUUGCUGCCCAGCUUUUACAAAAAGAUCAUCACAUCCAAGGCCUUGAAGCGCGCAUUGCCCAGCUUCGAUCGUCCUCGACCCAUUCUUCACCCCAACCACCCCCAUCACCUGUUCCCGGGCAAUUAUCGGAAGCAGAACAAAUACAGUCGUAUCGGGCAAAAUUGGCAAAGGCAGUGCAGCAUUUGAAGCAUUUGACUGGAGAGAAUGCCGCAUUGAAUCAAAGGGUUGGGGAUACAGAAAAGAAAAAGGGAGAGAUAGAGAAAGAGGUUGCAGCGUUGAAAAGUGAGGUGGAGAAACUAAAGUCGGAAACUGCCUCGAGAGCUCCUGUACACGAAAAUGGAACGGAAGCACAAACGUUGCGCCCAGAGUUGGACGCGGUAAAAGAGUAUACACGGCAAUUAGAAGAAAAGUACCAAGAGAGCAUUGCACGAGAGGAAGCACUGGUUCGACGGAUCGAUGCAUUAGGUUCUGAACAUGCUCAAGCAGACUCAACAGCCAAAGAAGCACAAAAUGAAAUUGCACGGCUAAAUUCAUAUGUUACCGAGCUCUCCUCACAAUUGGAGAAGGUUCGGGAUGAAGAUGCUGCAAAGACCGGUCAACUGGACACACUGACCGAGGAGCUUGCUCGUCUACGAUUGGAUAACAAGCUUGAACAAGAUGCGAAUACUGCCCGGGAGGCCGCUGAGCAAGAAACUCACAAGGUUCGACAGCAGUUAUCAGAAAUCCAAACUGCCCACGAACAAUUGGAAGCCCGCUUUUCCGCCAUCGCCGAAACAAAUACCCAAUUAGAAAAUGAACUCAUUUCCGUCAGCCAAUACAAGGACCAACACCAGUCGCUGUCCGAUUUGGUACAACGACUUACGGAUGAGAAUGGGCGAUUACAAGCAAUGAUGGAGGAGAGUCAGGCACGCCAAGAUGCUCUGGCUCGACAGCUUGAGCAAUCCAAAUCUGACUCAACUGUCGCGAAUGCAUGGGAUUUAGAUGUGCCUGGAAUCGAUACGGAUCUCCAGGCUCGCAUCGAAGGUUUAGAGCACAAUGAACGGGAGCUACUUCAAACCCUUUCGGAGAAGGGAACGGAAUUGCAAGAUACACGUCGGCGCUGCGAGGAGUUGGAAGAAGAGUGUCAGGUGGCGAAGGAAGGUGCUCGGAAGGCGUCUCAAAUAGCCGAGGAGAGCAAAAUGGAAGUGAGAAAGUUGCAGGACCAGUACGAGCGUGUGAUGAACGAGCUUUCGUCCAAAGACGCUGAAAUACAGUCACUCCAGCACCAGCUAACUGCACUGAAUGAUACCUCUCAUCAUACGAACGAACAAGCAACAACCCUUCAAAACCUCCAGACCGCCCUUGCCGAAAGAGACGCAACCCUUCAAGAUCUCCAGACUAAUCUCGCCGAAAGAGACGCAACCCUCAUAAACCUCCAGGCCGCCCUCGACGAAAAAGCCGCAAGCCUCGACAACGCCCACCAAACGAUCACAAUUCUUGGCAACCAAAUCCAGGACCUCCGAUCCGCUGCAGAACGCACUGAAGCCGAAUUCCAGGAAAUAUUAGAAAAAGAAGACCAAGAACACCAAUCUGAUCUGGCUAGAAUUGUUGGACCCUACGUAAAAGGACGACAGGAGGAUGCUAUGCGGAUUGCGGAAUUGGAGGAUCUCUUGGCGAGACACCGCUCGGAUGAGAACCGGGAACGGGAGUUGGAAAACAAGAUAGCGAAACUUUCGCAAUCGUUUAAUGCGUUACAACGGGAGAGGGAUACCUUAUCGGUGGCUUUGGAACAGGCCCAGCGUGGCCUUGAGACUUUGCAGGCAGAAAACAAUUUUGGAACUGCUGAAGAAGGAAUUUUGGCUUUAUGUAGAGCUAUUUUACAUAAUGAGGAGAUUGGUUCUGGUGCACAAGAUGGUGUUCCGGAUAUGGUUAAACAACAGCUUUUGGAGGUUGGAGAACUGGUAAAGGAGCUCAGAAAAGGGGCUAUGGAACAAGGGGAUAGCGUGUCGGAACGGGUCGAACAGGUCCGGGCGGAAUUGAUGGCCGCGAACGAGCAGAUCAAAGCUGAGUACGAAAAGAGAAUAUCUGACCUCGUCAAUGAAUUAGAACAAGCGUCAGGAUCUGGACAGGAUUUGACGGACCUGCGAGCCAAAUAUGACGCUGCUGUGGAGGACGUCAAGAGACUCGGCACCGAGAAAACAAUGUUGAUGGAUAAGUUGACGACCAUGAAGAAUGCCAUUGCGCCUAAACUGCAGGCAGAGCUGGAAACAUCGCAAAAACUGCGGCAGGAAGUCCAACUCCUCUCUCAAGAAAAUGAGGCGCUUCAAAACCAACUUGCCCAGCUAACAGCCACCAAUGACCAACUUCGCUCCAAGGCCUCAUCUUCCAUGACUGAAACUGCCCGUCUCCACGUUGACCUUGAAUCCGCCGGCGAACGUAUCGGCCGCCUGGAACGCGAGCUUGAUCGUCUCCGGUCUCAUUUAAUGGAAACAGAGGAUGCCCAAGUCCAGGAUGCGCUUCACCAGGAAACCGUCAUCAAAGAAUACAUUCGGCAAAUUGAGACGCUCGAACGUGACCGUGAGCAGUGGGAGGAAGCUGCUGCUCAGGAAAGGGAUGCAGCUCGCGCUGCCCUCGAGCGGGUCAACGAGAUGCACGAAACAAUGGAAACCAUUAAACAAGACAUGGAGCGACUCCGACUUGAAAAAGAACGCGAAGCUUUUGCGGCAUCUAACCUCCAACGCGUCCUGGAGGAAUUUCAAAUCUCUAAAGAGCGGGAAAUCGCGGGUGCCGUUGAGGAUGUGUAUGAGCGGCUCAAGAGCGUGCAAGCUGAAUUGGAGGGAUACAAGGACCGAGCUUCCAAAGCUGAGGAACGGUUAGAGAAAAUUGGAAUGGAUGCGCCAAGCUUGCAACGAAUACAGGCUGAAUUGCAGGAAAAGAAUGUUGUGAUUGGUAAACUGCGACAUGACGUCAUCCAACUCCAGGCGCAUCUCUCCGAAGCCAUGCGCCGGAUGCGAGACGCAGCCGCCUCUGAAGAAAACGUGGACAGACGCCUCAUCACCAACCUCCUUGUGUCCUUCCUGUCUGCUCCCAGGGGUGAUACCAAGAGGUUCGAGAUUUUGAGCGUCAUUUCGAGUGUGUUGAAGUUUGAGGAGGAGGAAAAAGUUCGAGUGGGAUUGGUGAGGAGUCGGGGGGCGGGUGAGGUGGAGAGAAGGGAGGCUGUGGGAGAGUCCUUUACGGAUAUGUGGAUCUCCUUCCUUCUGAAAGAAUCCAGUAAGCGCCGCGAAUCGGUGCCUAUAUCACCUGUAGAGCGACAAUUGAGUGGGGAUGUUGGGGGUGAGAGGAGAGAGUCAAUGGGGGGUGGAUAGCCUUUCUUUAUGGAUAUGUUCUCUUUUUUAUUUUUUUUUAUAUGUAGAUUGGGGAAAAUGUGUAGAGAAUCGCUUAAUGCUUUGUGGUUCUUUUAUCCAAGCACAUUUGCAUAGACGGUACUGGCCGAAGCUCAACCCGAUUAAGCCACUUUGAGGCUUACGUUAUGAGGCUUAGCGCGCGCGAUCACUUGCAACAUGCUCACCAUAGUCGAUGUGUUCUCGCAUUAUGCUUCCGUGGUGCUUGAACGAAAAGGCAACAAGUAAUUGCGGCCGAGCAGAUUUCUGUGGGUGAGAGGCAAGACGAAUAAUUGCAUGACAUUCUUCCCUUCAACGCCGUCUAGGACAAAAGUGCUAAACAAACUCGAUAAAUAAAUAGUCGUCAGUACAAUAGCACAUAUACAGCAACUUCUUAUUUCAUAACACCUAAGCGACAUACAACUAAGCGAUAUACAAACUAAGCGAUAUACAACUCAAUGAUAUACAUUAUUCUCCC